This is a messenger RNA of Sphaeroforma arctica JP610, 1041 nucleotides long. RefSeq lists its product as hypothetical. NCBI's taxonomy places the organism in Eukaryota, Ichthyosporea, Ichthyophonida. The record is from RefSeq and is a predicted model, not a curated record. Gene Ontology annotation, biological process: protein deubiquitination; ubiquitin-dependent protein catabolic process. Gene Ontology annotation, molecular function: cysteine-type deubiquitinase activity. Gene Ontology annotation, cellular component: cytoplasm. The coding region runs from base 1 to 1041 and encodes 346 amino acids. The transcript has 7 exons.
AUGACCGCGAACAAUCCAUGUCUGACAUCAUGUGGACAAACUAGGUUUGACCUAGGAGCGAAUGUUGCAAAAUAUUUGCUCGAGUUGUACAAAGAUCCACUGGAAACUGUAGAUAUAUCGGGAAGACACCAAUCAUUCGUGGACGAGCCGGAGGUUUUCCGGUGUGACCCACAGAAGCUUCAUGUACAUUACCGCAAUGAUGCAUUAGCUCAUUUACAACAAUUUGAUAUCAUUACCGAACGUAGGCCGAUUAAGGGGUUGAUUUUUCUGUUCAAAUGGACACAGGACCCGGAACCGCGCGAAACCGUUGCAGAAAUACCAGAGGAUCUUUUCUUUGCCCAUCAGAUUACAGAGAAUGCUUGUGCUACACAAGCCAUCCUUAGCAUAAUCCUGAAUUGUCCGGACAUUGAGCUCGGACCUACUUUGACCGACUUCAAAACAUUCACAAAGGAUUUCGAUUCUAAGCUGAAAGGCGAAGCUAUUGGUCACACAGAGAGCAUCCGUAAAGUCCACAACAGUUUCGCGAGACCUGAGCUUUACGACAUGAUGGACAAGUCCAAGCCAAGGUACGGCACCGAAGAUGCGUUCCAUUUCAUUAGCUAUAUCCCUUUUAACGGUCGCGUUUAUGAGUUGGAUGGUCUCAGAAAAGGCCCUAUAGACCUAGGAGCUGCCGCAGAAGAUUGGCUGGCUGUCGCCCGUAGUGCCAUACAAAAGCGGAUAGAGGCCCUACAUGGAGAGAUACGAUUUAAUUUGAUGGCUGUUGUGAAAGAUCGGCGUAAAAUUUUAAGCGAACAAUUGACCGAAUUACUGAAAACUGGAAUCAACGACGAUAGUUAUUUAGUCAGUGAACUAACGGCUAAACUGUAUAGUGAAGAAAAGAAGUUCGAAAGAUAUUCGAGGGAGAACUCUUAUAGGAAGCACAACUUUGUGCCGUUCUUUAUUAAUUCGCUGCGCCUCCUCGCACAACGCGGUGAGCUGGAGGGAUUAGUUGCUGCUGCAAAGGAUAAAGCCAACCGUAGAGCCAAAGAUAAUUUACAAUAA